Messenger RNA from Hypoxylon trugodes, 2311 nucleotides. Its product is annotated as heterokaryon incompatibility protein-domain-containing protein. The record is from RefSeq and is a predicted model, not a curated record. Lineage: Eukaryota; Fungi; Ascomycota; Sordariomycetes; Xylariales; Hypoxylaceae. The coding region runs from base 299 to 2311 and encodes 670 amino acids. The transcript is spliced from 2 exons.
GCCUCGACCGCUCAUACUGACUAAUUCUACAACAAAUGUCCAGAUGUCCAGCCUGCCAAGUAAAAUACAUAACGUCGGGUACGACUGGGUACCGAUGUAUCUUUAGUUGGGCACAUAACGUAGUAUUCAGCGGGAUCGACAGCCCCCAAAUCAUCGUCGGAAGGAUUUGGUUAGGCGACCCCACGGCUCGGAGUUUCUUAAAAUGAGAUCCAUCAUAUCCACGAGUACGCCCCACCGCCCCUGAUUCCAAGGGCUUUCAAGGGCUGUACCUCGAACUCGUCCAUUACGUACCUAAAUAAUGGAUACGUGGAAUGCACAAAUCGCACCCCUAUUAUACCAAACACUUAGUGGGGAAAACCCGAUUCGCUUGCUUCAUCUCUACCCUGACAAACCUGGCGAGCCGCUUUACGCCGAGCUCGUCUCCACGACCAUCGAAAAAGCUAGCGGGGCGUAUGAAGCCACCAGCUACACAUGGGGCUCGCCAGCAAAUCCCUGCGCUCUACAUUGCAAUAAUUUUAACAUUCAAAUCCAAAGGAAUGCAUUCGACAUGCUACAGGACUUGAGGUUCUUAGAUAAACCUAGGAUUGUUUGGAUUGAUGCUAUCUGUAUCAAUCAAUCUGAUAUAGAGGAGCGGGCGCUUCAGGUUUCUUUUAUGCAUGAUAUAUAUCAACAGGCGAGGAAAGUCCUGAUAUGGCUUGGCAACCCGGAUGAAUACAGCGCCAUGGCUAUGGCCUACGCCGAGGGACUAGACAUAUCAAAAUUGGCCGGGGAAAUUAGAGAGAUGUCUACACCAGGCUGGGGAAUAGAAGAGAAAUCCUAUUUCUUCGAACCGAAUGAGGGAACCGAGUCAAACCAACACCGAACCCUCGGGGUUGCUUUGGUUAGGUUCAUCAACCGGCCGUGGUUUACUCGUGUUUGGGUUCAACAAGAAGCGUCUCUUUGUGCCCAGACUCAAAUGAUAUUACCGAAAAACAUCGGACUAUACCCCGACUAUAUAUCAGAUGACCUAAAUCGAAUGCUUAAUAGUAUCCUCGCAAUACAACAUAUUCAGCGUCGAAGAAAACGAUUACUCCAAGAUCUGAAUGGGGGCUCCAACAAAUCGCAUUGGUCUCUGGCUACCUUCUUGAAUUAUACCAACAGACUGGGUGCCACGGAUCCACGCGACAAAUUGUAUGCACUUCAAUACAUCGCUCAAGAUGCCAGUACGUGGUUUCAGGUCGACUAUAAAAUACCAUGGCAGAUACUAUACGCCGAUGUUUCUCGGAAAUUUCUCCAGAACGGCAUUCUUCAAUUCAUAAGAAGCGCGGGAAAGCCUCGACGUGAAUCAAGGGACAGUCUGGUGCCCUCGUGGGCCUUAGACCUUACGAAUGAUACUCAUUGGGGCAGUGAGACGAUUGUUGAACAUCCGAGUUGGAUGGCGGGUGGUCCGAAGUUUACCUUUGCUUGUGGUGAUUUAAGAGCAGCUGGGAGUGUACAGAAUCUUCCUAGGCGUCAUCGAAGAUGGUUAGAUCUACCAGACGAGUUGAAGAACUUUAACGAUCCUCGAAAGGCACUGCUCCAGAGCUACGCGAACAUUAAGUGCCUCAUAUGUGAUGAAAUUAUAUAUGUAGCUGAUCCUCUUGAUGACCCUUUUGAUGUUGAAGGGAUGCUAGAGAUCUUCGGAAAAGACCUCGAUCAUAUCGCGGAACUCACGGCGCAGACGUAUAUCAACGGUGACAAUCACAUGGACGCCUACAAACUCACGUUGAUAUUAUCCUACAACGAUACGCAGGAAAUAGUACAUUCCGAAUAUAUUCAUAAUAAUUGGGAGCCGUGGAUAGCAUGGUUGAAAGAUCCAACUCGAACGCGGGACAACAUGCCAAUUUUGGAAUACUCUAUAGAAGCUUCAGGGGCGCCCGUCAGCUUCCGCUUCGCAAUGACCAAACACGGAUAUUUCUGUCUCGUUCCCCGUGAAACGCGGCUAAACGAUGUAGUGAGCAUCUUUGUAAGCUAUAGCCUAGGGGUGGUAAUUCGUCCUUGGCAACCACCUUCGCAUCGUAAGAAAAGGGGGCAACACUUUGAAGAGUCGCUAGAACAGACGGAGUAUUUUGAACUCAUUGGGGAUUGUUUCAUCAACGGGAUGAUGAGGAAUGAAGCUCGUUGUCUAAUUGAAGAAUUUCAUUGUAAACCCAAUCCUACCGAUGCGAAACUAGAUGCGAUGAUUCAAGCAUCUAAAAUUCGAAAUGGGGAAUCUUGGAAGACACUGGGGCUUAAUAGCGGAUAUGCGAGACUAUUAGGUACACUAGGUGAACGACUCGUAAAACUUGUAUAA